AUGGACGAUUUUCGAUCCAAAUCGUAUGGACAUGGAAGAAUGGAGCUGGAGAGCUACUACGGAAAUGGGUCCAAUGGAGCUGGAGGACCCAACUCCUCGGCCGUUAAUGGGAUGCAAGAUCUCAGAUGCUACAGUACCUCGUAUGCAUGCCCACCAAAAACGCAGAACAAUGAGAACAACAACAUCAGCAAGUUCAAGAAGGGAAAGUCCGCAAAUGGGUCGGUUUCGAAGAGCUGGAGCUUCAGUGAUCCGGAGCUGCAGAGGAAGAAGAGGGUGGCUAGCUACAAGGUGUACACUGUGGAGGGGAAGCUGAAAGGGAGUUUGAGGAAGAGCUUCAGGUGGCUCAAGGAGACAUGUGAUAGAGUUGUCUAUGGCCGGCAUUCUCCUAUGAAUCUGUUUGAUUCAGAAGGGAAUGAUUUUCCUGGUUGGGACAAGAAUGACAUGAAACCUUACUGA
Fragaria vesca subsp. vesca is the source of this 456-nucleotide messenger RNA. RefSeq lists its product as uncharacterized. The record is from RefSeq and is a predicted model, not a curated record. The transcript is spliced from 2 exons. Lineage: Eukaryota; Viridiplantae; Streptophyta; Magnoliopsida; Rosales; Rosaceae. Bases 1 to 456 code for a protein of 151 amino acids.